Molecule: messenger RNA, 1136 nt
Organism: Numida meleagris (helmeted guineafowl)
Lineage: Eukaryota; Metazoa; Chordata; Aves; Galliformes; Numididae
Product: ras GTPase-activating-like protein IQGAP3
Exons: 8
Coding region: 177-1136 (319 amino acids)
Biological process (GO): regulation of actin cytoskeleton organization
Cellular component (GO): cytoplasm
Molecular function (GO): calmodulin binding; actin filament binding; GTPase activator activity
Source: RefSeq, a predicted model, not a curated record
CAGAGGAGGAGAUCAGCGACGCGGGGCGGGAGCUGGAGAAGCUGGGGCUGCAGCUGCCCGCGUUCGGCCGCAUCGGGGGCAUCCUGGCCGACGAGCUCUCGCUGGACGAGGCCGCAGUGCACGCGGCCGUGCUGGCCAUCAACGUGGCCGUGCGGCGCGGGGACGCGGGGGGGACCAUGGAGGCCCUGCUCCAUCCCGGGGCGAUGCUGCGGGGGCUGCGCCCGGCGCUGGCGGCCGCGUACCAGGAUGCGCUGCACCGGGCCCAGGAGGAGAAGGGCAGCGGCGCCGGGGAGCGGGUCCCAGCAGGCGGGGAGGAUGCAUACAAGCGCUGCCUGACACAGGCUGAGAUCCAGGAGAACAUCAGCAGGGUGAACGCUCACGCGGCUCUGGAGGAGGUGGACGAUGCUGUGCGGAGAGGGGACGCGCCGAUGCUGCACCGCGCGCUGCAGGACCCCGCGCUGAGCCUCCCCCCCCUCCAGCGGGACAACCUGCAGCUCUGCCUGGAGCUGCUCAGCGCCCAGCGGCAGCAGAAGGCUCUGGAGCUCGGCUACGUGGAGCUGCUGGAUGAGGAGGAGGUGGCCAUGGGCAUCCGGGCAGCCAACGAGACGGGCGAGGAGGAGAGAGCCAGUGAGCGGGAGCGGGGGGGAUUGGCCCUGGGCACGGCCGCCAUCAACCAGGCCAUCAGGGAGGGACGAGCGGCGCAGACGCUGCGGGUGCUGCGGAACCCGGCCGUGGCGCUGCGCGGGGUGCUGGACGCCUGCGCCGCAGAGUACCAGGAGCAGCUGGAGGCGCUGGCAGCCACCAAGAGCCCCACGGGGAGCUCCAAGCCCCGCUGGGUGCGGCACCGCCUGCGCGACGGCUCCGAGUUCUACCUGAGCCUGCAGAGCUUCGAGGGCAGCUGGGAGCGGCCGCGCGACGGCGAGCUGUGUGCCACGCACCUGAGCCGGGACGAGAUCCAGAUCCCCAAGCGGAGCACGUGGAGCCGCGCUCAGAUCCCGGCUCAGGAAUCCGCCCUGCAGCCGGCGCCCGCGCACUCUCCCUUUGCAGAGGGGGGGUCCCACGCGGCACCGCUGCUGUUUGCAAGGGCGAAGGAAUUUGUGGUCGCUUUGAGGCUGUCGGUGUGGGCCCCUCGGUGA